GAUUGGACUUGCCUAUAGAAACACAGUUUGAAAUCCCUGGUUAGCUACAAAGCUUACUGAAUGACCUUGGGUGGUGGAUAGAGUAAGUCAAUAACAGAAGGAGUCAGUAACAAAAAUGUCCUGAAUUAACUAAUCUCAAAUAAAGACUGACCAGAUUCAGUUGUCGACAUGGCUAUGCAAUGCAAGUCUACUCAGAAGAAGUAAUGAAGAGAAACAUGUACCAAAGUCCAUUUUGAGAUGAGGCAAAAGCCAACACCUUUUGGGCAGUCAUGAGCCAAACACCAGCUACUACCGAGCCACCCACCAGCAGGCCUGAUGAGAAGAGUUUUGUCUUUGAAGUUCCUGACAUCAUUGUUGUUGUCGUUUAUUUCAUCUUUGUCCUUGCUGUUGGAAUAUGGUCUUCUCUUCGAGCCAGUCGGGGAACCGUUGGAGGCUAUUUCUUGGCUGGAAGAUCCAUGACAUGGUGGCCUAUUGGAGCAUCUCUGAUGUCAAGCAAUGUGGGGAGUGGCUUGUUUAUUGGCUUAGCAGGCACAGGAGCUGCAGGAGGCCUGGCUGUUGGGGGCUUUGAGUGGAACGCCACGUGGGCAUUGCUGGUCCUUGGCUGGAUCUUUGUGCCAGUUUACAUUUCUUCAGGAGUGGUCACCAUGCCCGAAUACCUAAGGAAAAGAUUUGGAGGGCAGAGGAUUCAAAUCUACAUGUCUGUACUGUCCCUCGUUCUGUAUAUAUUCACCAAAAUAUCAACAGAUAUUUUCUCUGGUGCACUUUUUAUCCAAGUCUCUCUCGGCUGGAACCUUUACCUCUCUACAGUGAUCUUGUUAGCAGUGACAGCCAUCUAUACUAUAGCUGGUGGUUUAACUGCAGUGAUAUAUACAGAUGCUCUGCAGACGGUGAUCAUGGUGCUUGGAGCUUUGGUACUUAUGUUUAUAGGCUUUGAUAAAGUUGGGUGGUAUGAAGGUCUGCAAGAGAAGUAUAGUAGAGCCAUACCUAGUGUCAUUGUGCCAAACACUACAUGUCACUUGCCACGGAAAGAUGCUUUCCAUAUGAUGAGGGAUCCUGUCAAUGGAGAUAUUCCAUGGCCCGGGCUUAUAUUUGGCCUCUCUGUGCUUGCCCUGUGGUGCUGGUGCACUGAUCAGGUGAUUGUGCAAAGGUCACUCUCAGCGAAGAGCCUCUCUCAUGCUAAAGGCGGGUCAGUGCUGGGUGGAUAUUUGAAAAUAUUUCCAAUGUUUUUCAUUGUCAUGCCAGGCAUGAUUAGCAGAGCUCUCUUUCCAGAUGAUGUGGGAUGUGUAGACCCAGAAAUCUGCGAGAAGGUCUGUGGAGCUAAAGUGGGUUGUUCAAACAUUGCCUAUCCUAAGCUGGUAAUGGAACUCAUGCCUGUAGGACUCCGUGGUUUGAUGAUUGCUGUGAUUAUGGCUGCCUUGAUGAGCUCUCUCACCUCUAUCUUCAAUAGCAGCAGCACACUGUUUGCCAUAGAUAUCUGGCAGCGACUCCGUAACAAGGCCACUGAUCAGGAGCUCAUGAUCGUUGGAAGGGUGUUUGUUCUCAUUCUCGUUGCCAUUAGCAUCCUCUGGAUCCCCAUCAUCCAGACAGCCAACAGCGGCCAGCUCUUUGACUACAUUCAGUCAAUAACCAGUUACCUAGCGCCACCCAUCACUGCACUCUUCAUCCUAGCAAUCUUCUGUAAGAGGAUCAAUGAGCCAGGAGCUUUCUGGGGAUUGAUGUUUGGGCUAGCAGUCGGAGUCAUACGGAUGGUCAUGGAGUUCAUCUACAUGGUGCCCUCCUGUGGUGAGGAGGACCAAAGGCCAGCUGUGUUGAAAGAUUUGCACUAUUUGUACUUUGCUAUCAUCCUGUGUGUAUUAACAGCAGUUGUCAUCGUCUUUGUUAGCCUCUGCACACCACCAAUCCCAGAGGAAAAUCUUGCCCAACUGACAUGGUGGACUAGACAUAGCAAAACACCUGCAAAAGACCUGGAGAACCAUAGCACAGAGAUUAUUUCAUCCAAGGGAGAGAAUAAUUUGGAUACUAUUCAAUCAGAGAAUGGAGAUUUAGUACAUACAGAACAUGGAGAUGUGAAGCAUCCUUGCUGGAAGAAAGUAUAUUUCUGGUUCUGUGGGAUUUCCAUUGACCCCAAGCCAACUUUAACCAGAGAGGAUGCAGCAGCCCUUGAAAAGAAGCUCACCAGCAUCAAGGAAGAGCCAGUGUGGAAAGCUGUCUGCAAUGUCAAUGCUGUAGUUCUCUUGGCUAUUAACAUCUUCUUAUGGGGAUACUUUGGAUGAACCCAAGCUUGGGAGAAACUCAGAUAGAUUGAUUGCUUCACCUCAGUUAGAACACAAACAGGCAUUAACGGGGAAACAAGUUCCAGAUCAUUCAGCUAUGGACCCACAGCGUGGCUUUCAGCAGGUCCCCAUCUCUCAAUCUCCCUCCCUAUCAGUCAAAUCUUGACCUACCUCAUCGGGUUGUUG
This is a messenger RNA of Rhineura floridana, 2459 nucleotides long. RefSeq names its product solute carrier family 5 member 9 (gene SLC5A9). The record is from RefSeq and is a predicted model, not a curated record. Bases 270 to 2273 code for a protein of 667 amino acids. Gene Ontology annotation, molecular function: D-glucose:sodium symporter activity. The transcript is spliced from 16 exons. Gene Ontology annotation, cellular component: plasma membrane. Gene Ontology annotation, biological process: transmembrane transport. NCBI's taxonomy places the organism in Eukaryota, Metazoa, Chordata, Lepidosauria, Squamata, Rhineuridae.